AUGAAUGUACCGAUUACUUUAAACUUAUCAAGUAAUUGGGCAUUAGUUACUACUACUUCUACGACUGCUACUACGACUACUGCUACUACAAGUUUAUCUCAAUUAUCUGUACGACAACAAACCAUUGAUAUGCAACAAACAUUUAUUGGAAAUUAUAAUAAUAAUCAGUGUCAGACAAGUAGUAAUAAUAAUCCUUCAGUUACUGAAUUAGUAAAUUUAAUACCAAUACCAUCGUCUUCCUCUUCAUCGUCAGCUUCUUCUUCAUCACCAUCAUCAUCAUCAUCAUCAUCAUCUUCGUCAUCAUCAUCUUCAUCAUCGUCGUCAUCGUCAUCAUCAUCAUCAUCAGGUCGAAGAAUCAAUGAUCCACAAUCAUAUUGGAAUGGAAUUACAUUACUUAGAGAAACAAUACCUGGUUAUUAUUCAAAUUCAGUUGGUUCAUCAAUAUUAUGUCCUAUUAUUAAUUCACCUAUUGUUUCUCAAACAACAUCAAUUACUAAUUGUACAAUGAAUUAUCCAAAUACAUUGAAUUCAUUACAUGGAUCCUCUUCAUCAUCUUCAUCAGGAAAUGUAUCAAGUACUACAGGGAAUGGAGCUACUAAAGUACCACGACAACGUAAAAAAGAUCCAUAUAUUCCUAGUUAUAUGGAUCCAGCUAAUGGUCCUGAACCUUGUGUUGUAUGUGGUGAUAAUGCAACUGGAUUUCAUUAUCGUGCUAUGACAUGUGAAGGUUGUAAAGGAUUUUUUCGACGUUCAGUACAGAAGAAACUAGUUUAUACUUGUAAAUAUAAUGGACGAUGUUCUGUAUCGGAUAAACAAAAUCGAAAUAGUUGUCAAAAAUGUCGUUUUGAUCGGUGUAUUAAAGGUGGUAUGGCCAAAGAUUUGGUUUUGGAUGAAGAAAAACGUUUAGCAAAACGUCGUUUAAUUGAAGCAAAUCGUGCACGUAAACGUGCUGAAUCUGACAAUGCAAUACAACAAAGUCAAAUGAAUUCUGGUCCAAGUCCACCUAAACAAACUAGUUACCUUCCUCCAACACCUCUUUCAACUGCUGUUUCACCACUUCAUCGUUCUCCUUUAAUAUCUCAACAGAAUGUAAUUCCAGCACAAAUUAGACAAUCACAAAUUAAACCACCAAUGGUAACCACUAAUCAACCACGUUCAGUAUUACAUAAUUAUCCAUCGAUAACAGCUCAAACAGGUGUAAUGAAUUUUACUAAUUUAUCACCAACUGAUGGUAAUUCAACUCAGCUACAUGUAUCUACAAAUCUUAGUCCAACAGUACAAUCUUCUACUAAUAAUCUUGAUCAGCAUAAUUCGACAUCAAUUCAGCCAACAAUAUAUGAUCCAAAUUGUGCUAUGCUUCCAUUAUUACAAACAUCACCAACAAGAAAUAAUCUUAUCUAUUCAGAUGGAAGUUCUCCUAUAAAUCAACAUGGUCAUUACGUAAGUACUAAUCAUCAUCCACCACCACCACAUCAUCAUCAUCAACAUCAACAUCACCAUCAACAACAACAUCAUCCUCAUCAUCCUCAACAUCCUUCUGGUCAUUCACUUCAAGUAUCAACAACCGAUUUAAUGUCAAAUAAUACACUUCAUUCAAAUUCAUUAGUGAAUAUAUCAUCUAAUAUUCCAUUAGAUGAAUCCAAUCAAAUAUAUUGGACAAAUAAUUCAACUAUUAAUGAAACAAUUGACAAUACAUUUCAUCAUCCUUUAACUACAAUACAUCAACAUCAUCAAUUACCAUUACAACAACAUCAGAAUAAUUUUAUUCAACCAAUUGUAACUGAUUCCAAUUGGAAUAAUGAACAAUUUACACAAUCAUUAAUAACUAAUGGAAAUAAUAUUACACAAUAUUGUCCAGUUAGUUUAAUGAAUGAUACUUUAUCAUAUGAUCAACAUCAACGAAAUCAUCAUCAACAACAUCAUCAUCACCCUGAUCAUCAACAUCAACAUCAUAACCAUCAGCAACAACAACAGCAGCAACAACAACAACAACAACCGUCAUCAAUGUCACAUCAAAAUCAUGAUCUUAAUUUAGUGAUGAAACAAACUAAUCCCAUAAAUAUCUUACAUUAUGAUCCACUUAUAAAGAAUAAUUUAACAAAGAAUAAUGAUGAUGUUAGUGAAAUGAAAAUUGCUAAAUUAGAUGAAAGAAAAUUUACUGUACCAAUUACUUCUAUAAAUACACCUUCUAUUAUUAAUCCAUUUUCUAUUACUGACUAUUCAUCAUCAACGUCGUCGUCGUCAUCAUCAUCAUCAUCAUCUUCCUCUUCUUCAUCAUCAUCAUCUUGUUCCUUGUCAUCGUCGUCAGCAUCAUCAUUAUCAUUAUCUUCAUCAUCAUCAUCGGUAACUUUGACAAAAAACACUGAAGAUCAAUUACAAUUAAAUUUAAAAAACGAUGAUGUUUUAAAUGCAACAGAUGAGUUAUUUGUAUGGACAACUGAUGAUCAAAAUCUAAUGAAUUCAGUAUGUAAUGCAUAUGAAUCUACAUAUUUUGAUAAAGAUUCACCUGAUAAUAAAACAAUGCAAAAUCAAUUAUCUGGUACAAAUAAUAAAGAUAUUACUCAAUCAGGUGAUAAUUCUCAAUUGAAUUCAGGUGAAUUUGUAAUUAAAAGUAUUGUGGAUUCACAUGUGACCGGAUUUCUCACAAAGUUAGAUGAAGUUGAACAAGAAGAUAUUCAGCAUGCUAGAUCAUUUUAUAUGACAACAUUUCAUGAUUUAGCUUAUCUUAUUGAACCAGCAAUAACACGUUUAGUGAAAUUUGCUAAACAAAUUCAAGGAUUUGAUACACUUGAAGUAGAUGAUCAAAUCCGUUUAUUAUGUGGUUGUUGUAUUGAUCUGAUCACUUUAAGAGCAGCUUAUUAUAUCAGUAAAUCAGCUAAAGUUCAAGGAUUAGUUGAUAAUGCAUUAUUGAUUCGAGGUUCCAUAACAACAGCAACAUCAUCAUCAAAUUUAUCUAAUCAAUAUAAUACAACCAUACCACAUAUACCUAAUCAUCAUUAUCCAAAACUUGGUAUAUCUGAUGAGAAAUAUGCACAAUUAAUUCGUGGUGUAGCAUUAAAAAUGGCACGUUUAAACAUUGAUCAAACUGAUAUAGCUAUGAUGGCAGCUAUUUUAUUAAUGUCUCCUGAUCGUAAUGAUUUAUUGGAUGUAGAAACUAUAGAGAAUAAUCAAAAUAAUCUUUUAGAAACAUUUAAUCGUUAUGUGAAUCGUACACGUGGUCAAAUAAAACAAUCUAAUACUUAUCCAAUACCUAGUUCACAAUGUUGGCCAAGAAUUAUUAUGACAUUAACUGAAUUACGUUCAGUUACAAUGUGUGCACAAGAUUUAUUUUCACAAACAUCUGGUACUACUACUAAUAAUAAUACUACUGAUAAUAAUAAUCAGUUACCAUGGUAUCUUCAUGAAUUAUUUUUAGCUGAUGAAGUCAUAAACACUGUAGAAUAA
Schistosoma haematobium is the source of this 3444-nucleotide messenger RNA. RefSeq lists its product as uncharacterized. The transcript is spliced from 7 exons. The coding region runs from base 1 to 3444 and encodes 1147 amino acids. The record is from RefSeq and is a predicted model, not a curated record. Lineage: Eukaryota; Metazoa; Platyhelminthes; Trematoda; Strigeidida; Schistosomatidae. Gene Ontology annotation, biological process: negative regulation of transcription by RNA polymerase II; positive regulation of transcription by RNA polymerase II; cell differentiation. Gene Ontology annotation, molecular function: nuclear receptor activity; RNA polymerase II cis-regulatory region sequence-specific DNA binding; zinc ion binding.